AUGACAAAGACUCUCCCAACUAAAGCGAACCCCCCUGAGGUCGGGGAGAGCUGUGUCUUCCCCCCACUUCACAAUAGCCGGCCAAAAGCUGCCCAAUGGGCUAGCACUGAAGCCCCCAGAUCUGUGGGAAGGCAGGUUGACUAUCUCAGUGGUAAGAGCGGUCAGCCAAGGUAUCUCGUUCUGGCAACUCUAUGGUCUGUCAUUCUUCGCCGUUAUAUCGAAUCUUCCAUUAUACAGAUAUUGCUGAGUAUCACUGCGCCGCAACACGACCCCGAGCGGAUGCAUGCUCAGAUAAUGACCAUCGAUCCAAAAGAGGAUAUACCCUUUGAAAUCUUGCUGAAGUGUACAUCAUGGUCUUCCGCCAUGCCGGAGGGGGUCGAGGAGCCCAAUACUGGUGUAAUCGUCCUUGACGAGCCGGUAGAGACCAAGCACAACCAGUUGUUCCAUGAAAACCUAUUGUCAGAGGCAAGGGCACUUCAAAUGAUUCGAUGCGAUAUCCUACUGGCCCUGUACCAAAGUCGGGACGGAGUGCGAGUGGUGUUGUCCUACCGCGAGUCAAUGUUGUUGACCAUGCAUGCAUCAAGCAUGCUGGAGCAGUUGCAGCACCUGACACUGUCCGUCUCCAAUAAUAUGGCGCAGACAGUCGGUGAUCUGUGGUCUAUCAGUGACUGUGAUCUUCGUCAGCUACAGCGAUGGAACUCCCGCCGAUCUAGCCAGCCGACAGACCGUUUGAUGCACGAAAUUAUUCACCAACGAGCGCUGGAAACACCUGACAAGGCUGCGGUAGAAUCAUGGGACGGAGCCUUGACAUAUCGUCAGCUUGACUGUCUGGCAUCGCACCUAGCCAGUCGCCUUACACGCCACUGCAUUGGUCAGAAUGACUUUGUGCCCAUCAGCUUCCAUAAGUCCCGCUGGGCGAUUGUCUCUAUGCUUGCGAUCAACAAGUGCGGCGCCGCCUUCGUCCCCGUGGAUCCCAGUGUCCCUGCAGGGCGCCUUGCGAAAAUUAUUCGACAGACUGAGGCUCGUGUGGCAUUGGCUGAUAAGGAACAGUGCAGCGCGCUGCGCAAGACGGGCAUCUCCGUCAUUACAGUCACAGAGAUGAUGGAGUAUGAAUCUGUUGAAAGCCGAGUAGUGAGCUCACGGUUUUCUGGUUAUACUGCGCCGGCGUACUGCCUGUUCACAUCCGGGAGCAUGGGUGAACCAAAGGGCUGCGUCGUUGGACAGGCCGCGUUUACCGGCAUCACCAGCCAUUGCACCGCUCUAUAUCUUCGGUCAGAUAGUCGCGUCCUUCAAUUUGCCUCCCUGGGUUUCGGCAUGGCUCUGAUUGAGAUCUUCUGUGCCUUAUCAUGCGGCGCUACUGUCUGCAUCCCGUCUGAUGAGGCCCGCAUUAAUUCCCUGGGCCAAGUGAUCACCUCAAUGAACGUUAACUGGACGGUGCUAUCGCCGACGACCUUAAACACCCUAUCCCCGGCCGAUGUGGUAUGUCUGAAAACGAUCGUCCUUGGAGGGGAACCGGUUCUCGGAAGCCACAUAUCCGACUGGGGACUCCACGCUCGACUGAUCCAGAUAUAUGGACUCACUGAGUGCUCGGGAGCGUUUACCGUCUCAAACCAGAUAUUCUUGUCAGAUCUUACGGAGAUAUCCGUUGGAUACCCAGUCGACGGGAGAUGUUGGAUUGUAGAUCCCCAAGAUCACAACCGACUCCUAGCUAUCGGAGCUGUCGGGGAGCUUCUCAUCGAUACCCCGAAUCUCGCACAAGGUUACCUCCAUGAUUCGGAGAGAACGAGACUCUCUUUCGUUUCCGCGCCCUCCUGGAUAGAUAUAGAGAUACCAGUACGGAACAGCCGUCCAACGGUGCUCUAUAAGACAGGCGAUUUGGCCCGGUUCAAUCCGGAUGGCAGUAUUUGCCAUUUGGGCCGAAAGGACCAUCAGCUCAAAGUACGUGGCCAGCGGGUGGAAUCGGGCGAGUUGGAAUAUCACCUGCGCCAGGUGCUUUCCGAUGUUGAAGAUGUAAUAGUAGACAUGGUAGUUCCGACUGGGUCGAACGGCGUUCCUUCUCUUACAGCCUUCAUUCUGGAGGCAGGUGAACACGCCCGGCCUGACCGCGAGACCAUGCAUCACCCUAUCCUCGCAGAGCCCACGAUAGAAUUUCUUCAACGUGUCCAAUCCGCCAAGCAGAGCCUGACCAAGGUCGUUCCGGACUAUAUGGUCCCCGUACUCUUCUUUGCUCUCAGAAAAGUGCCGCAGACUAGCUCGGGCAAGAAGGAUAGGCGCCGAUUACGCCAGGAGGUUGCCCUGAUGACCUGGGAUCAACUCAGGGCGUAUAGUACCAUCCAGAAAGGUGGGAGAAGCGUUGCACCUGCUCUUGAGACAAGGGCGGAACAUCUUCUGGCUCAGAUCUGGGCAGAGCUACUUUGCCUAGACGCCGAUACACUUGGGCCUGAUGAUGAUUUCCUCGCCCUCGGCGGAGACUCCAUCGUCGCGAUGAGAGCAGUCGCAAUGGCGCGCGUAAGGGGGUUGGGCCUGAUGGUGUCCGACAUAUUCGCCAGUUCAAAACUGGCGGACAUGGCCAAGGGGGCCACAGUGUUACCCAGCGGUGUUGUUGCCUCCCGCCGGCCGGUGAGCUUGGUGGCCGACAACGUCCAGGAAGUCUGCAUCUCGCGUCUUCGGGAACAGACAUCGUUGUUGGAUUCCUGCUCGGAGACGCCAGUUGUCCUGCCCGCAACCGAGACUCAGAAAUUCUUCAUCGAUCGCAGUUGCUUCGAUUAUUUCUGUUAUAUAUUAGACGGAGACUUGGACUCUGGCCAGAUGCAAACGGCUUGCACAGAAGUAGUCAACAAGCACAGUGUUCUGCGAACAGUCUUCACUCAGAACGACCACGGGGUCUUCCAAGUGAUUCUCCCCAGCAUGGAAACACCAUUGUACCACGUCACCACUGCCCGCAAUGUCUCUGCGGUGGCAGAGAAGCUUUGGAGCUCCAGCCAGUCAGCAACUCUCCCAUUAGAUCGUCCAGCAAUACGGUUUAUCCUGAUCUCCAACAACGAUGCGAACCAGCAUGCCAUGGUUCUCCGUCUGUCCCAUGCCCAGUACGAUGGAUUUUCCUAUCCAAGCCUGGUCCAUGACCUGACAGCCGCCUACGCUGGCAUUACUCUCCCCCCUCGCUCGCAGUUCUUGGACUACAUCCGUUAUCGGUCCCAGCAGGAUCCCACCGCCGGCUACAACUUCUGGCGUGAAUACUUGGCUAGCUCCACAAUGACGGACCUCCGGGACUGCUCAUUUGAAUCCGGUGCCCGAAAGCAAGGAUGUGGUCCUCCAGAGGCGGUAGAUGCAAAAGUAACAAUCACAUCCCCAUCGGAUCCUCCGGACGGGAUCACCAUGGCCACGCUCAUCAAGGCAGCCGGAGCACUGGUACUCGGGCAAUUAACACAACGCAGUGACAUUGUCUUUGGGCAGACCGUCAACGGCCGGAGCGGCAUGCCCUUGGGAGGCAUUGAAACCAUGUUGGGGCCAUGUGUCAACUUUUUGCCGAUACGAGUAAGCGUCCAACCCUGCUGGACCGCAGUGGAGUUUCUGCGCCAUGUUCAGGACCGCCACAUCCAGACCACAGCCUACGAUCACAUGGAGUUCGCAGAAAUUAUCAAGAAUAGUACAUCAUGGGCGUCUGACACCCGGUUCGGUGCGAUUUUCCAUCACCAGAAUAUUGAUACGAAGCUGGAGAUAUUCCUCAGCGGACUGAAGAACACCGCGGCUACUUGCCAUCUUACAGGGUCUUAUUUCCAUCAGCAGAUGAGAUCAGAGGCUUGGAUAUACUCCAUGUUUGUGGAAAAUGACCUCCAGAUUUGCAUACGUGCGCCUGCCCACAUUUUGGACUUCGAACAGGCGACCGAGCUGCUGCACAAAAUCGCCGCCAGAAUGCAAACCCUAGCGCAGCACCCUGACAGACCUCUGGCAGACGUAAACGACCCACGGCCCUAUCAUUAG
Molecule: messenger RNA, 3981 nt
Organism: Aspergillus pseudoviridinutans
Lineage: Eukaryota; Fungi; Ascomycota; Eurotiomycetes; Eurotiales; Aspergillaceae
Product: nonribosomal peptide synthase
Exons: 2
Coding region: 1-3981 (1326 amino acids)
Biological process (GO): secondary metabolite biosynthetic process; amino acid activation for nonribosomal peptide biosynthetic process
Cellular component (GO): cytoplasm
Molecular function (GO): phosphopantetheine binding; catalytic activity
Source: RefSeq, a predicted model, not a curated record